AUGGGUGUCGAGUCGACACUAGUUACCGCUCUUGGAACGGUCUCCGGUGGUGUCGGAUGGUUUUUCCCAGCCUUGGCAAUGGCCGUUGCCUACUUCCAAUAUGAAGUUAUGGAUAAAGAGUCACAACCUAUUGAUAUGCCGACAGAAUUGCUCCUCCCUUCUUAUGAUUUCAUUGUUGUUGGGGCUGGAUCUGCAGGGGCAGUUGUCGCGAGUCGCCUAUCGGAAAUCGAAAAAUGGAAUGUUCUGUUGUUGGAAGCCGGCGGUGAUGAAACUGAAAUAUCAGAUGUCCCGCUUCUCGCUGGGUACUUGCAACUAACGAAACUCGAUUGGAAAUACAAAACUGAGCCCCAAGGAGAUGCAUGCCUAGCGAUGGAAGGGGGCAGAUGCAAUUGGCCCCGAGGGAAAGUCCUGGGUGGUAGUAGUGUCCUUAAUUACAUGCUGUACCUCCGUGGCAAUAGAAAAGACUACGACCUCUGGGAGCAGCAGGGGAAUCCCGGCUGGAGUUCGAAGCACGUGCUCCACUACUUCAAGAAAUCCGAGGACAAUCAGAACCCCUACCUCGCGAAAACCAUUUACCACUCGACAGGUGGCUACCUGACCGUCCAGGAGGCGCCCUGGAGGACGCCCCUGGCCACGGCCUUCGUGGAGGCCGGCCAAGAGAUGGGCUACCAGAUCAGAGACAUCAACGGGGCCCACCAGAGUGGCUUCAUGAUCGCCCAGGGGACAAUCAGAGGCGGCAGCCGGUGCUCGACCUCCAAGGCCUUCCUUCGCCCUGCACGACUGCGUCAGAACCUUCACGUCGCACUCAACUCUCAAGUCACUAAAGUUCUCAUCGAUCCCAACACGAGACGAGCGUAUGGAGUGGAAAUGGUGCGAGGGGGUCAGAUGUACCGAAUCCGUGCGCGCAAAGAGGUGAUUCUCUCCGGCGGUUCCGUGAAUUCCCCCCAACUCCUGAUGCUCUCCGGAGUGGGGCCGAAGGACCACCUGGAGCAGCACGGCAUCCCAGUCAUCCAGAGCUCAGCGGUUGGAGAGAACCUGCAGGACCACGUGGGCCUGGGUGGCCUGACGUUCAUGGUGAACCAGGAGGUGUCGAUGGUGGAGAGUAGGCUGCACAGUGUCUCCGCUGUUAUGAGAUACGCUGUCUUCGGCGACGGUCCCCUCACGGUCCUCGGCGGAGUGGAGGGUCUCGGAUUCGUCAACACCAAGUACGUGAAUGCGUCCGACGACUUUCCCGACAUCGAACUCCACUUCAUCUCGGGUUCCACCAAUUCCGACGGGGGCAGGCAGAUAAGGAAGGUCCACGGCUUGACCCAGAGCUUCUACAACGCAGUCUUCGGUAAGAUCAGUAAUAAAGACGCCUGGAGUGUGAUACCGAUGCUGCUGCGACCCAAGAGCAGGGGCUUGAUAAGACUCAGGAGCAAGAGCCCCUUCGAUCACCCCCUGAUCUAUCCGAAUUAUUUCAAAGAGCGCGAGGACAUGGACACCCUCAUCGAGGGAGUGAAGAUUGGGGUGGCCCUGAGCAGAACAGCUGCUUUCAGGAAGUACGGGAGUGAGUUGAACCCCCAACCGUACCCCGGAUGCGAGAGGAUCCCUCUGUACACAGAUUUGUACUGGGAGUGCAUGAUCAGGCAUUAUUCAGCCACCAUCUACCACCCAGUGGGCACCUGCAAAAUGGGACCCUCUUGGGAUCCCGAUGCCGUUGUUGACCCACAGCUCAGGGUCUACGGGAUCACGGGACUCCGGGUCAUCGACGCCUCGAUCAUGCCCACUCUCGUGAGCGGAAACACCAAUGCCCCCGCUAUUAUGAUCGGGGAGAAGGGCUCCGACAUGAUUAAGGAGUUCUGGAUGAAUCGAAGGCGGAGGAACUUUGGGAAUAAGUGA
Messenger RNA from Diachasma alloeum, 1881 nucleotides. Its product is annotated as glucose dehydrogenase [FAD, quinone]. The record is from RefSeq and is a predicted model, not a curated record. Gene Ontology annotation, molecular function: oxidoreductase activity, acting on CH-OH group of donors; flavin adenine dinucleotide binding. Bases 1 to 1881 code for a protein of 626 amino acids. Lineage: Eukaryota; Metazoa; Arthropoda; Insecta; Hymenoptera; Braconidae. The transcript is spliced from 4 exons.